Messenger RNA from Schizosaccharomyces octosporus yFS286, 1412 nucleotides. RefSeq lists its product as uncharacterized. The record is from RefSeq and is a predicted model, not a curated record. NCBI's taxonomy places the organism in Eukaryota, Fungi, Ascomycota, Schizosaccharomycetes, Schizosaccharomycetales, Schizosaccharomycetaceae. Bases 594 to 1157 code for a protein of 187 amino acids. The transcript has 5 exons.
UUUAAUUACGACGCGUUCGUGAAUACAAUCAUACCGUUCGUCCAACACAAACACGGAAUGAUGGAUGAUCUUAACAAAGGAUAAUUGUAUUAUUGCUACUAUUAUCCUACUGACCCUUCUCGCUCUCUCUCUCUGUGUAUUUAUGAAUCUAUGCUGACUUCUCUUGCCGGUUUUUACUACGAAAUGAAAACCUACAAAUAGGAUACUUCAAUCGUUUACAAAAACUUAGAGGAAGCAUUCUGUAUAGUGACAAAAUCUUUUUUGUUCAAAAAAGACGUUUGAAUGAACCAUUUUUUUUGCUGUUUUGCUAGAACUAUUCGUUGCGCCUAAAUAGGAACAGUUUAUUUAAAAAGAAGACAGAAGACAGAGAAGAGUAUACUUUACUUGUGAACAAGCAUCAAUUGACAUUCAUUUCAGAGAAGGGGAGUGAUCUUACAUUGCGAACUCCAACAGCUUUAUAUCAUUUUUCUUCCAAUUAUCUAAAAAAAAAUGUACCUUUGAAAUUUAACCAAAAUUUGUUUAUUUAGAUAUUCAUUUAGACUAAUAUCUACUGGCAUACACUUUGUAUUUGGCGACAAUUUUACGAAAAGACCAUGCCAUUGAAUUUACUGAAACAUAAAAGCUGGAAUGUGUACAGCGAAAAAAAUGUGGAGCGAGUCCGCCGUGAUGAAGAAUUGGCCCGAAUUUCUGAUGAACAAUUAGCUAAACGGGAUUCUGAAAAUAGACUUCGAAGACUGAGAGGCCAGACAGAAUUACCAGGGUUGGAGUCGGCUCCAAAGGGAAAGUUUGCGAAUUUCUGGGAGCAAGAAGAGAAGCAGGAACAUAAUCGUCAAGAGCUUUACAAAAAACAUGGACAUGAGAUUGAAGUUAUGAAAGAGAAACAUGGACUAGGUCCUCUUCCGUGGUAUAUGAAACAAAAUACAGAAUCAACAGAAAAUCUGACAUCAGCCACUAUAAAGAGAUCAAUCCGCGACGACCCUAUGUCGCUCGUAGAUUCUCUUCUCUCAGAAAAAUCUAAUGUUGAUGAAAAAAAGAGAGAGGAGAGGGUAUAUAAGAAAAAAGAAAGACACCGCUCUAAACGAAGUUCCUCGAAACAGCACGGUUCUCUAUCUCACAGGCACGGAAUUUCAAAAAGGCAUCGGCAUCAUGAUACAUAACGUUAUAAACCCCUCGAUUGUCAUCUUCAAUAAGAACAAUUAUAAGACAAUUUUAAGGAUGGAAUCUCAAUUUCGCUUAGUCAAAUGCAGAUUGAUGUUAUUCAAUCUGAUAUUGUACCUGAUCUGAAUUCACCAUACGUUGUGUUAUUAAUGUUUUAUUCGUAUGGCUUUACGUUCGUGCUUAUUAAAAAAAAAAUUUUUUAUAUAUUUUUUUAUGGAAAACUGCUUUUUUACGAACUCAUAUAUGUACUGUGC